UUGAUGAUGAUGCAACAAUAUUAACAAAUAAUAUAAAAAUAAAUCAUUUUACAACAAGUGAAAAAAUGCAACAAGAACAAAAACAACGUAUUAAAAGUAUGGUAUUUAGAUCAUUACCAGAUACUCUUGAAUAUCAUGAACAUUAUAAUAUACAUUGGCCAGUUAAACGUGAAGCAACUGUUGAAGGUGAUGUUAUAUUAGGUGGUUUAAUGAUGGUUCAUUCACGUGAGGAUACAAUUAUGUGCGGUCCAAUAAUGCCACAAGGUGGUAUACAAGCAUUAGAGGCUAUGCUAUAUACAAUUGAUCGUAUUAAUGAAGCAAAAUUUUUGCCAAAUAUACGUUUAGGUGCUCAUAUAUUAGAUGAUUGUGAUAAAGAUUCUUAUGGUUUAGAAAUGGCUGUUGAUUUUAUUAAAGGAUCAAUAAGUAAUAUUGAUGAUGCCGAAUAUCAUUGUAACAAAACACAAGUAAGAAAAGUGAUAUCAGGUGUAGUUGGUGCAGCAUCUUCAGUUACUUCAAUACAAGUUGCAAAUUUAUUACGUUUAUUUCGAAUACCACAGGUCUCAUUUUUCUCAACUAGUCCUGAAUUAAGUAAUAAACAACGUUUUGAAUAUUUUUCAAGAACAAUACCAUCAGAUCAUUAUCAAGUUAAAGCAAUGGUUGAAAUUGUUAAAAGAAUGAAUUGGAGUUACAUAUCAAUAAUUUAUGAAGAAAGUAAUUAUGGAAUAAAGGCAUAUGAAGAACUAGAAGAACUUUUAGCUGAAAAUGAAAUUUGUAUAGCAGUUAAAGAAAAAUUGGUUAAAGAUUCUGGUGUUGCUGAAGAAAAAGCAUAUGAUAAUAUCGUUCAAAAAUUAUUAACAAAACCGAGAGCUAGAGGUGCCAUAAUUUUUGGAUCAGAUCAAGAGGUGCGAGAAGUAAUGAGAGCUGUAAGACGUAAUAAUGCAACUGGUGCAUUUUCAUGGAUCGGUUCUGAUGGUUGGAGUGCCAGAAAUCUUGUUUCUGAUGGUAAUGAACCAGAGGUUGAAGGUACUUUAUCCGUACAGCCGCAAGCAAAUCCAGUUAAAGGUUUUGAAGCAUAUUUUCUAAAUUUGACAGUUGAAAAUAAUUUAAGAAAUCCGUGGUUUGUUGAAUUUUGGGAAGAUCAUUUUCUAUGUCGAUAUCCGAAUAGUUUACCAACACCAUAUAAUAUAAAUUAUAAUAGGACAUGUACAACUAAAGAAGUAUUAAAUAAAAAUAAUACAGAUUUUGAAGAUCAAUUACAAUUUGUUAGUGAUGCUGUUAUGGCUUUUGCAUAUGCCCUAAGAGAUAUGCACAGAGAUUUAUGUGGUGGUAAACCGACAUUAUGCGAUUCAAUGAAACCAACAAAAGGUGCUGAUUUACUCAAAUAUUUACGUAAAGUGGAAUUUGAAGGAUUAAGCGGUGAUCAUUUUCGAUUUGAUAUUAAUGGUGAUGGACCAGCUCGAUACAAUAUAAUACAUUUUAAACAAGUUGAAUCUGGUAAAUAUCGUUGGGUGAAAGUUGGUGAAUAUUAUGAAGGUGAAUUGCGGUUAAAUAUGUCGGAAGUGCAAUUUAAAUUAUUGGAUCCAAAACCACCUGAAUCAGUAUGCAGUCUUCCAUGUGAAAGAGGACAAGCCAAAAAAUAUGUUGAAGGUGAAAGUUGCUGUUGGCAUUGUUUUAAUUGCUCAAUGUACCAAAUUCGACAUCCACUUGAUGAAACACAAUGCGUCACAUGUGAUAAAGGUACAUUACCAGAUCGUAUGAAAGAACGCUGUCAAGAAAUUCCAGAAGUUUAUUUACGUCCAGAAUCAGCCUGGGCAAUUGGUGCAAUGGCAUUCAGUUCAACUGGUAUUUUGAUCACAUUAUUUGUGGUCGGAGUGUUUGUUAAGCACAAUGACACACCUGUAGUACGAGCAUCUGGAAGAGAAUUAAGUUAUAUACUAUUAGCUGGCAUCCUUAUGUGUUAUAUGGUAACAUUUGCUUUGGUAUUACGACCCACUAAUAUUGUUUGUGGCUUACAAAGAUUUGGAGCUGGAUUUUGUUUUACUGUCGUUUAUGCAGCUCUAUUAACUAAAACUAAUAGAAUAGCCAGAAUUUUCAAAGCUGGUAAACAAUCAGCUAAAAGACCAUCAUUUAUUAGCCCAAAAUCCCAAUUGGUUAUAUGUGCGUGCUUAACAUUUGUACAGAUUUUAAUCAACGGGGUUUGGAUGAUUAUAUCACCUUCUCAUGCCAUCCAUCAUUAUCCAACUAGAGAAGAUAAUUUACUUGUAUGUGACUCUUAUAUUGAUGCAUCAUAUAUGAUUGCAUUUUCAUAUCCGAUUAUAUUAAUUGUUAUAUGUACCGUAUAUGCUGUAUUAACAAGAAAAAUUCCAGAAGCAUUUAAUGAAUCCAAGCAUAUUGGAUUUACAAUGUACACCACAUGUGUUAUAUGGUUGGCAUUUGUUCCACUUUAUUUUGGAACAGGGAAUCAUGUUCCAUUGAGAAUAACAUCGAUGUCAGUGACUAUUAGUUUAUCAGCAAGUGUCACGGUGGCUUGUUUAUUUUCACCUAAGCUGUAUAUAAUACUUGUGCAUCCAGAACGUAAUGUACGUCAAAGUAUGAUGCCAGCCAGGUAUAGUAAUAUUAAUCGUGGAACUGGUACAGGUCCAUCAUCAGUAAUGGCUGCUGCAAUGGUAACAGCAGCUACUUGUAAUCAAGAGGAAAAAAUUCACAAACACAUAUCACCUUCUAAUACAGAAACAAAUGGUAAAAUGAAAGUUUGUGAAAUUGCUACACAAACAGUUGCCAUUUCCAGUAUAUUCACAAAUAUAGACAGCACAGCAUUAACACAUUACAGUGUCAAUUUACCAUAUGCUGAUCAAAAUGUGCCAAAUAAUUUAGAUAACAAUUGUCAAAAUCUAUCAAAUAAUAAUAAAAUAAAUAAUACAACAAAAAUAUCAUCACCGCCACCGUUACAAUCAAAAGUUGAUGAUAUAUAUCAGCAACAGCAACAGCAAUCACAACAAAAAUCACUCCAACAACAUCGAAAAUCAAGUGGUAAUGUAACAAAUUUAACUGGUACUGAGUUGAAGAAUAAUAUUAUUGAUACCAGUUUAUAGCAAGUGAAUAAAUCCUUAUUACAAGAAAACCAUCCAUUAUCAUCUCUUUUGUUAUCAACAUCUACAAUAAAUACAUCUUCUACAUCAUCAUCUACAUCAUCAUCAUCUUCAUCAACAUCGCCAACACUACCACCUACUCCAACAUCACAACAAUUUAGAUCAUUAGAAUUACAAUUAGAAACAAAUGUUAAAAUAUCACCUAAAUUACAACAAUUUAAAAAACAACAAUCACAAAUAAAUAUAGUACCAUCUAUCGAUAAAAAUGAAAAUGAAAAGUGUGAGCAGGAUAAAAAUUUUCAAAAAAUUUGUAAUACAAAAAGUAAUAAUAGCUGUAAUAAUCAACGAAAUGCUAUAACUGUAUAAUUAUUUAAAAGAAACAAACAAACUGUUUAUAACAACAAUUCAAAUAUUCACAGAAAAAAUAAUAUUUUGUUAUAUGAGGG
Molecule: messenger RNA, 3535 nt
Organism: Condylostylus longicornis
Lineage: Eukaryota; Metazoa; Arthropoda; Insecta; Diptera; Dolichopodidae
Product: metabotropic glutamate receptor 2
Exons: 17
Coding region: 66-3092 (1008 amino acids)
Biological process (GO): G protein-coupled receptor signaling pathway
Cellular component (GO): membrane
Molecular function (GO): G protein-coupled receptor activity
Source: RefSeq, a predicted model, not a curated record